Molecule: messenger RNA, 255 nt
Organism: Prunus armeniaca (apricot)
Lineage: Eukaryota; Viridiplantae; Streptophyta; Magnoliopsida; Rosales; Rosaceae
Source: the annotation of a GenBank genome assembly
AUGAUAGAUGGUGGUGGUGAUGAAGGUGGAGUUGGCGGUUGUGGUAGUGGUGGAGGUGAGGAUGAUGGUUGUGGAGGUCGUGGUGGUGGUAGUAGUGGCAGCAUGGUGGUGGUAGUGGUAGCAUGGUGGUGGUGGUGGUGUUGGUUGUGGAGGUGGUCGUGGAUGUGUGGAGGUUUUGGAGGAGGAGGUGGUUGUGGUGGUAGUGCUGGUGGUGGUGGAGGAGGUGGUGGUUGUCGUGGUGGUGGCGGAGGAUGA